Molecule: messenger RNA, 855 nt
Organism: Cotesia glomerata
Lineage: Eukaryota; Metazoa; Arthropoda; Insecta; Hymenoptera; Braconidae
Exons: 3
Coding region: 1-855 (284 amino acids)
Source: RefSeq, a predicted model, not a curated record
AUGCCAAGAGUAAGUAAAAUUUCGCGAGAAGACUGUCAAAGUGGAAGGACCUAUUUGUGUCGAUCAAAAAAAAGAUCAAACCCGAAUAAAAAAAUAAAAGAUGAGGUUACCACCAAAAGUGCUUCGGCGAAGAAAAUAAAACUAAAUACGAGUGCUAGUGUACCGGAAGAUGUUGAAAAACAUUUUAGAAUCAUAGAUUUUUUGCUUGUGUUUUCAACCAUUGCAAGUUUAGUAAAAUGUGCUCAGUGUGAUGGUUCAAUCGAGUUCAAGAGCUGUAAAAAAGAAGGACUUGGCUUCCAAAUCCAAGUCAAAUGUACAAAUUGUGAUCCACGCUUUAUACCGUCGAGUGAGAAAACUGGUCAUCGCUAUGAAAUCAACACUCCUUUUGCCUUUGUAAUGCGUACAUUAGGUUUGGGUUUAGCAGGCUGCAAUAAAUUUUGCGGGCUCAUGGACAUAGCAAGUAGUUUUCUAUCAAAACAAUCUUAUUUGGAUCUCAUGAAAUCUAUUUGCUGCAGCAUCGAAACGACUGCUGAGAAAUUUCUUGUCUCCGCCGCAGACGAAGAAAAACAGCUAACACGUGCGAAUUCGGAGUCAGACACUUUGACCGUUUCUGGUGACGGCACGUGGCAGAAGCAAGGCUUUAGCUCUUCCUUUGGCGUCACUUCCUUGAUUGGAUAUUGGUCUGGAAAAGUUAUCGAUAUUUUCAUUGGUACGAAGAACAUGUUGGAAAAGAUGAAUGCCAAGCAAAUCACACCGGACCAUCAGAUAAUUUCCGGCCGAGUUACAGUGAACACCGCAAAUUGUUUUUUUUUCAAGACGUCCUGGGGGAAGCUCUGUCACAGGCUAAUGGUUUAA